CUUUAGGAAAUGCACAUACAGCAUACAUGGAGCUGAAAGAAAAAGUGACGGAUGAAAUGGUUAACGAGCUCAGCAAUAAUACUCCAAUGGAGCGAGAUGCGUGUCUGGCUUGUCCCAAGGUCUCCUUCUCGUUUUAUAAUUUAGUGCUGUCAUGAUAUUUUGAUGAGCUAAUGACUCAAUAUACAAUUUACACAGGAAGGAAAACUGUUCGUCGCAGUCGAUGGCAACAUGCAAUUGCGACGACGCAAAGCACAUGCAAAUGAUACAAAAAAAGCUGAAGCAGCGACGUUUUUCUCGGCUGAUAACAUGCAUGACGUUUACGAAAAGCAUGAAGUCACCAAUGCCGUCAAUAAGCGUUGCGAGAGUGAGCUCAAAGCUGUUACGUCCGUUUCUGAUGCUGUCGAGAAGUUCUAUGAAAGUGGAAUAGUAGGCUGUGUAUGCGGCAGACACAAUGUUCCACUUCAGUUUACGAAUAUCUUUGCUUCUGGUGAAAAGUACAAAUAUGCUCUAUCUGUGCUUGCUGUUGCCACUAAGGGAUACAAAGAUGUCAAUAUUUUGUAUGAUCUUGGUUGUCGCUUUGAACCAUCAUUUAAGCAUUUCCCAAUUUUGCUCAAGCUGGAUCACAGAUGGCCGUCUACGUUUCCAUGCAUACGCCCAUUCAAUGUCUCGCCAGGUCGAUUAUCAUCCACGAUUCAUAAGCGGCUUUGGACUGACAGAUGGAGAAGGACUUGAGCGUCUUUGGUCCUACCUUGGAGGAUUUGUCUCAAUGACUAGACAAAUGAGCGCCAAGAGACGUCUGUUCGUUUUACACCAUGCGAUUGGUCAUUCGAAAGCCAAGACUACAAUCAAUAUGUGUUACGCGCUUAAAAAACGGACGAAAAGGGCAAAGGCAAUCAUCGAACAAGCGUCUGCAUACUUGCGACACAGAGCUACCCUUGUAGCUUCCGGCGGUACGCCAUGCUGGUGGUGGAACGAGGACGGGAAGAUAGAUGAGCUCAGAUUCGAAGAAGAAUGGAAGACGUACAAAGAUACCGUCCAUAAAAAAUCGAAAGAUCGUACUAUAUUCACUGGUAUCAAACCUCUAUCAGUAAAAAUACAGUAUUAUGAAGAACUAGAACAUUUUUACGCGGUUGAAGCGGAGCGCAUUACUUUAUGUAGGGAGCUUCAAGAUCCAGAUAAAUGUGCCAAUAUGACUAUGGCGGAAGCAGAUUGCUUCGAAAGCUCUCAAGAAAGCUCGAGAUCGCUAAAGACAAUGUUACCAGAAUUUGAAAGGGUGCUAAUGCCUGAACGAAGAUGGCAGAUAAAUAGCACAGAAUACGCAAGCGCAAAAGAAGCAAAAGCAAAGCGAGAAAAGGAAGAUAGCCUGUAUAAACUAAAAUCACAUAUAAUCUCGCGUAAGAUGAUGUAUGAUCAGCUGCGUAAUCGAGAGGGCAAAAUAGGCGAAAGAGUAAGCACGAAAGUUAGAAGCGCAAUCAAGAAACUAAGCACUGCAGCUGAAAAGCAAUUAAAGCUAUACAAUGCUGCUUGCCAUCUGUUGUUGGAGCCUGAAGUCCAGUUGGAGGAUGUCUGUCAUCUGGAGACACGAUUUUGGGAACAGCACCAUAUAGCAGAAAGCAACGACGUCGACGUUCUCAGAGAGAUUAUGAACAUUAAGCGCGCCGAGGAAGAGCUGAUAAUGAUCGAGGACGAAGAAAAGAAUCUGGAAGCAUACGCUGCAGCACGUUAUAGCGCCAUUCAAGAUGCCAUAGAGGCGACGCAUGACGAUGGGUGGCAAGCUAUUCUUGGUGAUCUUUUGGAAUAAGCUGAACGUCUCCAAUGUAAUAUCAGAAGCAGCAAACCGCGUACUGUUGGUGAAAUUUCACAGAUCGACAACGACGAACAAUACGGUGACGAUGCGGACGAUGAAUAUGACGAAGACGUUUACUUUGUCCAUGCUGAGACAUAUGAGGAUAUUGAGAAGGAACAUGACGAGCUGAUGUACGAGUAUAUGCCGCCAGUAGAUUAUACUAUGCCUGACGAAGAUAUUUCUCUGCCAGAUGCAGUACUUUCAGAAGAAACACUAUAGAGCCAGCAAUGUAUAUACGCCGUUGUAAAUCAAGAGCUCUUUUAUAAUCCUUAUUAUGCUUACUUAUACAUUGUAUGUUAUU
Zychaea mexicana is the source of this 2147-nucleotide messenger RNA. RefSeq lists its product as uncharacterized. Lineage: Eukaryota; Fungi; Mucoromycota; Mucoromycetes; Mucorales; Lichtheimiaceae. The transcript is spliced from 9 exons. The record is from RefSeq and is a predicted model, not a curated record. The coding region runs from base 452 to 1801 and encodes 449 amino acids.